UUCGGCGGCGGGCGCGGGCCUGGCGGGGCCAGGCGCAGCAGGAAGGCAAAAUGGAAAGCGAGACAAUCGAAGCUAUUGGGGAGGAGUCGGAAACUUUCAUUAAGGGGAAAGAAAGAAAGACCUAUCAAAGACGCCGUGAAGGUGGGCAGGAGGAGGAUGCUUGCCAUAUACCACCGAACCAAGCAGAUGGGGGUGAAGUAGUGCAGGAUGUCAACAGUGGCGUGCAAAUGGUAAUGAUGGAACAGCUGGAUCCAGCGCUGCUUCAAAUGAAGACUGAAGUAAUGGAAGGCACAGUGGCUCAGGAAGCAGAGGCUACAGUAGAUGACACACAGAUAAUAACACUUCAGGUUGUUAAUAUGGAAGAACAGCCUAUAAACCUUGGUGAGCUUCAGCUUGUCCAAGUACCUGUUCCAGUGACUGUACCUGUUGCCACUACGUCUGUGGAAGAACUUCAGGGAGCCUAUGAAAAUGAAGUUUCCAAAGGAGGCCUGCAGGAGGGAGAGCCUAUGAUCUGUCACACGCUCCCUUUACCAGAAGGGUUCCAGGUAGUGAAAGUAGGUGCAAAUGGUGAGGUGGAGACACUGGAACAAGGUGAACUUCAGCCACAGGAAGAUCCCAAUUGGCAGAAAGAUCCAGACUAUCAGCCACCAGCCAAAAAAACAAAGAAAACCAAAAAGAGCAAGCUCCGGUACACUGAGGAAGGCAAAGAUGUGGAUGUUUCUGUGUAUGACUUUGAAGAGGAGCAGCAGGAGGGUUUGCUGUCUGAGGUUAAUGCAGAAAAGGUGGUGGGCAACAUGAAGCCCCCUAAACCAACAAAAAUCAAAAAGAAAGGUGUAAAGAAGACAUUCCAGUGCGAGCUGUGCAGUUAUACUUGUCCACGUCGUUCUAACUUGGACCGCCACAUGAAAAGCCACACUGAUGAAAGACCACACAAGUGCCAUCUCUGUGGUAGAGCUUUCCGGACAGUCACGCUGCUGAGGAACCACCUCAAUACUCACACAGGUACUCGCCCUCACAAGUGCCCAGACUGCGAUAUGGCCUUUGUGACCAGUGGAGAGUUGGUUCGGCAUCGCCGUUACAAACAUACUCAUGAGAAACCAUUCAAAUGUUCGAUGUGCGACUAUGCUAGUGUAGAGGUCAGCAAGUUGAAACGCCACAUUCGCUCUCAUACUGGAGAGCGCCCAUUCCAGUGCAGCUUGUGCAGUUAUGCCAGCAGAGAUACUUACAAACUGAAGAGGCACAUGAGAACUCACUCUGGAGAGAAGCCUUAUGAAUGUUACAUCUGUCAUGCUCGCUUUACCCAGAGUGGCACCAUGAAAAUGCACAUUUUACAGAAGCACACAGAGAAUGUGGCCAAAUUUCACUGCCCCCACUGCGACACUGUCAUAGCAAGAAAGAGUGAUUUAGGUGUUCAUUUACGAAAGCAGCAUUCCUACAUUGAGCAGGGCAAGAAGUGCCGUUACUGUGAUGCUGUGUUCCACGAGCGAUACGCUCUCAUCCAGCAUCAGAAAUCUCACAAGAAUGAGAAGCGCUUCAAGUGUGACCAGUGUGAUUAUGCAUGCAGACAGGAGCGGCACAUGAUCAUGCACAAACGUACCCAUACUGGAGAAAAGCCUUAUGCCUGUAGCCAUUGUGAUAAAACCUUCCGUCAGAAACAGCUCCUCGAUAUGCACUUCAAACGUUACCAUGACCCCAACUUUGUCCCUGCUGCCUUUGUCUGUUCAAAGUGUGGGAAAACAUUCACUCGCAGGAACACCAUGGCUAGACAUGCAGAUAAUUGUUCUGGCCCAGAUGGUGUAGAAGGAGAGAAUGGAGGGGAGCCUAAGAAGGGAAAACGUGGGAGAAAGAGAAAGAUGCGUUCUAAAAAAGAAGAUUCCUCUGAUAGUGAAGGGAGCAAAAUCAUCAUGGUAUCUGUGCAGUGGCCCCACCACCCCCUCUCUGUGGAACCAGUGGCAGUGUGGAGCCCAGAAGACUUCUGGGCAGCCUUGUGGAGGAAAUCUUCACCCAACAGUAGCCAUCGUAGCACAGCCAGAGGAAAAUGCUGAACCAGAUCUGGAUGACAAUGAAGAUGAGGAGGAGACAGCAGUAGAAAUUGAGGCUGAACCGGAAGUGGAGCCAGUGGCUCCCGCACCACCUCCUGCUAAGAAACGAAGAGGAAGGCCGCCAGGCAAAGCCAACCAACCAA
Trachemys scripta elegans is the source of this 2185-nucleotide messenger RNA. RefSeq names its product CCCTC-binding factor (gene CTCF). Gene Ontology annotation, biological process: regulation of transcription by RNA polymerase II. Gene Ontology annotation, molecular function: DNA-binding transcription factor activity, RNA polymerase II-specific; RNA polymerase II transcription regulatory region sequence-specific DNA binding. Gene Ontology annotation, cellular component: nucleus. The transcript is spliced from 11 exons. The record is from RefSeq and is a predicted model, not a curated record. NCBI's taxonomy places the organism in Eukaryota, Metazoa, Chordata, Testudines, Emydidae. The coding region runs from base 51 to 2045 and encodes 664 amino acids.